CCAAGUAUUCCAGGAAGUUGACUGGUGUCCUUACUCACAUGUUGGACUAUUGGUCUAUGUAUCUGGAGACAUACAGCAAAAUGAUUGUUUCCUGAGAAGAGGCCUUUUUGGAAGCCAGAAGACAAUAAGAGUCAGGAUGGCUUUACCAAAGGCAGUAGGAUACUUAGUUGUUCUUGUGGUUAUAUGCUACAGUCUGGAGGAUCAGGGCUACACACAGUCUCUGGAUUUAUCCUUUGAGGAAUUGAUGAGUACAAACGCACCACACAUUCAUGCCAGAGAAAAAAGAGCGACUACCUUAAAUUCCUCUGAUUAUGUCCUCCAAGUUGUUCUAAACAUCUCUGACCUGGAGCACCUCCGAACGCUUUUAAACACGUUCAGUCCUGUGCUCAUCAACAACACUGUUGAAAUUAACAGCAUUGCCGCAACAACAGUGUGUUCACCAAAUACGACUGGAUACCAGUGCAGAUGUGAGCCGAGUUUUGCUUGGUCAUAUAACAGCUGCAUUGACUAUGGAGCCUGUGAUGCGAUCAUCGAUGACACAUGUGGAUGCAUUAAUGGGCUUCCAGCUGACGGCCAGUACUGCCAGCUAAACACCAGUCUCUCAGACGUUACAUAUGACAUUGAUCUAGUCCUGGAAUUGCGUAUCCCAGUCUCCAGUGUGCCAUCAUAUUUCAUUGAACUAUUCAGGAACACUGUGAGAAGUGUCUCGCUCCCCUACACCAUCAAUCAGUCUUUAAAAGUGAUAGGUUUAAAUUUCACCACAGGGUGCUAUCCAAACUCCACUGGAGGACUGCAGUGUCACUGUGAAGAGCAGUUUGCUUGGUCAUGUGACCAGUGCAACAUCUAUGGUGCGUGCAGCAAUGCCACCAGCCAAACCUGUGGGUGCAUAAAUGGACUUCCGUCUGAUGGAGCGCUCUGUGAACCAAUCACAAAUGUCACACCGUGUCCAACCCCCACUCCUAACGUUACAUAUGACAUUGAUCUAGUCCUGGAGUUGCGUAUCCCAGUCUCCAGUGUGCCAUCAUAUUUCAUUGAACUAUUCAGGAACACUGUGAGAAGUGUCUCGCUCCCCUACACCAUCAAUCAGUCUUUAAAAGUGAUAGGUUUAAAUUUCACCACAGGUUGCUAUCCAAACUCCACUGGAGGACUGCAGUGUCACUGUGAAGAGCAGUUUGCUUGGUCAUGUGACAAGUGCAACAUCUACGGUGCGUGCAGCAAUGCCACCAGCCAAACCUGUGGGUGCAUAAAUGGACUUCCGUCUGAUGGAGCGCUCUGUGAACCAAUCACAAAUGUCACACCGUGUCCAACCCCCACUCCUAACGUUACAUAUGACAUUGAUCUAGUCCUGGAAUUGCGUAUCCCAGUCUCCAGUGUGCCAUCAUAUUUCAUUGAACUAUUCAGGAACACUGUGAGAAGUGUCUUGCUCCCCUACACCAUCAAUCAGUCUUUAAAAGUGAUAGGUUUAAAUUUCACCACAGGUUGCUAUCCAAACUCCACUGGAGGACUGCAGUGUCACUGCGAAGAGCAGUUUGCUUGGUCAUGUGACAAGUGCAACAUCUACGGUGCGUGCAGCAAUGCCACCAGCCAAACCUGUGGGUGCAUAAAUGGACUUCCGUCUGAUGGAGCGCUCUGUGAACCAAUCACAAAUGUCACACCGUGUCCAACCCCCACUCCUAACGUUACAUAUGACAUUGAUCUAGUCCUGGAGUUGCGUAUCCCAGUCUCCAGUGUGCCAUCAUAUUUCAUUGAACUAUUCAGGAACACUGUGAGAAGUGUCUCGCUCCCCUACACCAUCAAUCAGUCUUUAAAAGUGAUAGGUUUAAAUUUCACCACAGGUUGCUAUCCAAACUCCACUGGAGGACUGCAGUGUCACUGCGAAGAGCAGUUUGCUUGGUCAUGUGACCAGUGCAACAUCUACGGUGCGUGCAGCAAUGCCACCAGCCAAACCUGUGGGUGCAUAAAUGGACUUCCGUCUGAUGGAGCGCUCUGUGAACCAAUCACAAAUGUCACACCGUGUCCAACCCCCACUCCUAACGUUACAUAUGACAUUGAUCUAGUCCUGGAAUUGCGUAUCCCAGUCUCCAGUGUGCCAUCAUAUUUCAUUGAACUAUUCAGGAACACUGUGAGAAGUGUCUUGCUCCCCUACACCAUCAAUCAGUCUUUAAAAGUGAUAGGUUUAAAUUUCACCACAGGUUGCUAUCCAAACUCCACUGGAGGACUGCAGUGUCACUGCGAAGAGCAGUUUGCUUGGUCAUGUGACAAGUGCAACAUCUACGGUGCGUGCAGCAAUGCCACCAGCCAAACCUGUGGGUGCAUAAAUGGACUUCCGUCUGAUGGAGCGCUCUGUGAACCAAUCACAAAUGUCACACCGUGUCCAACCCCCACUCCUAACGUUACAUAUGACAUUGAUCUAGUCCUGGAAUUGCGUAUCCCAGUCUCCAGUGUGCCAUCAUAUUUCAUUGAACUAUUCAGGAACACUGUGAGAAGUGUCUUGCUCCCCUACACCAUCAAUCAGUCUUUAAAAGUGAUAGGUUUAAAUUUCACCACAGGUUGCUAUCCAAACUCCACUGGAGGACUGCAGUGUCACUGUGAAGAGCAGUUUGCUUGGUCAUGUGACAGUGCAACAUCUACGGUGCGUGCAGCAAUGCCACCAGCCAAACCUGUGGGUGCAUAAAUGGACUUCCGUCUGAUGGAGCGCUCUGUGAACCAAUCACAAAUGUCACACCGUGUCCAACCCCCACUCCUAACGUUACAUAUGACAUUGAUCUAGUCCUGGAAUUGCGUAUCCCAGUCUCCAGUGUGCCAUCAUAUUUCAUUGAACUAUUCAGGAACACUGUGAGAAGUGUCUUGCUCCCCUA
Molecule: messenger RNA, 2858 nt
Organism: Micropterus salmoides (largemouth bass)
Lineage: Eukaryota; Metazoa; Chordata; Actinopteri; Centrarchiformes; Centrarchidae
Exons: 24
Coding region: 137-2674 (845 amino acids)
Source: RefSeq, a predicted model, not a curated record